Serpula lacrymans var. lacrymans S7.9 is the source of this 1613-nucleotide messenger RNA. RefSeq lists its product as uncharacterized. The transcript has 7 exons. The record is from RefSeq and is a predicted model, not a curated record. The coding region runs from base 159 to 1355 and encodes 398 amino acids. Lineage: Eukaryota; Fungi; Basidiomycota; Agaricomycetes; Boletales; Serpulaceae.
GAUUAUGUAGUCUAGUAUGUCUCGUACUGCUUAUCCGUAAUUUUGUAUUCCACAUCCCAUCCACAUCUAUCAUACAAUCCAUUUUUAUAGGUAACGGCUUUCUGUCCCCUUAGACUGCCUCAGGACGUUAUCAAGGGGUUUUAUUUCAUCUGGCCUGCAUGUCGACAAUCAAUGUCGACGCGUAUUAUGGACCCGAGCUCGUAGAAUUUUGGGCACACAAAUACAAGAAGGUCAAGGAGGAAUUCGAGGAGCAUAAGAGAGCUACAGAAACAGCGCGCAAGGCUCAGCUGUCAGCUGAAUACGCUGAACUCCUCACCCUCGUCCGUGGGUUACACAACGGUGCAGAGGAAGCUUCAAUCGUGCGGCGGAAACUAGAGCUGGUAGAGAGGGAGAAAGUUGAUCUAACAGCUCGUAUGGCCAAUGUGGAAGCAGAACGAACCGCGCUUGCCCAACAGAUACAACUAUGUGUUGCACAAGCAUCUGCUUUUGCAGCUGAGGCGGACCAGCAUCGACGCAACUCACUAUCGUUGCUCUUCCCACCUGUUUCCUUCGUUGACCCAAAUUUUGAGCCUUCACCGCUACUCUUCACGAAUCCAACGGACAUAAUAUCAUCCCUCGAGCCGCAUUUUUCCGAGGGUAAUCGGCUAUAUUUCCUUCCUCGACCUCCUGCUUGUAUGCCCCUUCGUGUACCUGCGUGUGGACAGCCUGGUUAUUGGUUUUACCCGAAUUAUAUUCUAUCGGAAGAUACCGAGUUCGACUUGGUGGUUGAAGGACGCCCAGGAGAGUGGUCUUACCUUGGUAACUAUGUUACUGCUUUAUUUCCGGGAGGCGAGAUGAAGAUAUCCGAAUGGAUGAAUCUUGAUGAGCAGACGAAGAUGACACAUUGCUCGCGUGUUGCUACUGAGAACUCGGGCCUCCCUGCUGGGCAGAGUCCGUCGUACCCAGACCAAAUCACAGUGAAACGGAGAUACGAGCUUGGUGAAUGGCGUGUUCCUUGUUACAGCCUUCGUUGCGUCGGUUUUAAUAUGCCACUGUAUGAGGCUCUUCAUGUCGCCGCGACAAAGGUAAUGAGCGCGGAAAAUGCUAACACGGAGGCUGAAAGUGGGAGUGCGGAUUCUCAGAGUGCUCCGGCAAAGCCACAGACUGUGGUGUCACCGACGUUACAGAUCAGGAUGUUCUCCCCACAGGCUGCCCCAAGGUCGUCCACUGGUACUGGCGGAGGGAAAAGGCGGCGGACCAGCACGCAAAGAAGUGGCUCUUCAAGCGCAGAAGACCUCAGCUUGGAGGGGACCAAGAAGAGGACACGUACUUUCAAGGUUGGGAACAUCGUCGAGGAGAAAACCAGAAUCGGCUAGCACCCAAUAUACGUGAAAGUCCAUUCGCCUUCUAUCACACCUAUCCUUGGUGAAACAUUAUUAUCAUAUCAGUUACAGUAAUUCCUUGGAAUAUUUUUCGAGACCUCUCGUAUUCCUGUCGAUGUUUUCGCGUUGUUCCGCUCUUUUGUACUGACCUCCUAUCCUUACUAUAGAGUACUAAUGGCCAUGUUAUAUCACAUCGCACAGUAAAUAUUUGCAAGCUAAUACCUGAAUGUAGGAUCUAGUGUCAAUCUACCC